GAACAUACGGUCCUCGGCUUACUGCGGCCCUUAGCCGAGUCUGGAGCGUUGAACCUAUCAUCGUAUCCGUGCCCACCACACUUGUAUACAUCCUAUUGCAAUUGGACUCAUAGCGCUCGCUGCAUCAAACCUAUACUGUGAUACUCUCGCCUCAUGAACAAGUUGCAGAGAAAAACUUCAUGCCACGGAGCAAGGUAAAAGUUUGCAGGGCCUAACUAGUAGCACUGAAAAAUAAACUUGUGAUUUCUUGAUCGGGGCCGGCGGCUUGCCAUCGCUCUGGUUCAGUCUGCGACGAUGCAGGGAAUGGCUGUGAGGCAUUUUAUCGAAUUUACACUAGAACACUCGUGUUGCGUUGAAGAGCUCCUAUAAGUACUCCCCAAGUUCUGUCAUUAUCUUCUUACCUUCACCUUCUACACAAACAUGCGAUUCGGGUCUUCAGUCUAUGUUAUUCUCCUCCUCAGUUCAGCAUACGCGUCGAGCUGGUUUGGCUCUGACCCUGAAUAUGACAAAUGGUCCCACUCCGAGCUGCGCUCCUGGCUUGAAGACCACCACAUUAAGGUCCCCUUUCAUUUUGAUCAAUCUCAGCUUCAUGACCUCGUAGUGGCGAACUGGGCUUCUCCUCCCCCUCCACCUCCGUCUUUGGCUGAACAGUGUCAUGCAUACGCUGACGCAAGUACGCAGUGGAGCUAUGAUAAAUAUACUCGUGCCCGGCAUGCAUUCCAAGACUUGAAAGAGAAUUCUUUCGACACCUGGGACGAGAGUAAAUUGAGAGCGUUUCUGCUUGAACAUGGCGUGGUAGCGCCUUCUGGACCCCGCGAUCAGCUCGUUUUGCUUGCUAAACACAAGCAUCGCUCCUAUACCGAUGCCGCAUCAUACUACUCAUCCCUCGUAUCUAAAACCGCCACUUCGGCAUACUCCGAUGCUAGAAAUACAGUAUACGACGCGUCUAACAGCGCGAGCAGCAUCGUAGCUCAGGCUACCCAGGACGUCGGUCGUGCUUUCGACGACAGCAGGGAUUAUGUAUACUCGGCUUGGGAUGAUAAUCAUCUCAGAUCUUGGCUCAAAGAUCAUGGAGUAGUUGGUGCUAGACAGGCUAGCCUAACUCAUGCCGAGCUCAUGAAGCUCGCCAACGACUAUUGCCGCACAGCUGUAGAACCAGUAUGGAAUGUCUGGAGUGACUCGUAUAUGCGCGAGUGGCUGAUUUCGCACAACCUUCUUUCUCCUUCCGAUACUGCAUCGCGUUCUACCUUGCUUGGAGAGAUGAAGAAGUAUUAUUACUCCUUGCAUGACAAGGUUUGGAGUGUUUGGUCUGAUAGUGAAUUGAAGUCUUGGCUCGUCGAGCAUGGUUUUCUCGAGAGUGACGCACAAAAGAAGCGUGAUGAACUGGUAAAGAUGGUCGAGGACAACUACGCUUCCGCCUCCGACAGCGUAUGGGACGCUUGGAACGACUCAGACAUUCGUCAAUGGCUCUCUGAACACGGAUACACUGAUGAUAUAAACUUUGCACAGAAAAAAGCAUGUAACGAUAUAUCUGAGCGCACUGCUGCAUAUCUCAUGUGGCCGGACGCUCGCUUGCGUGCUUACCUUCGCGAGCGUGGUGUUAGCGAAGCUGCACUCCCUACAAAUAGGCCCGGGUUAUUGCAGGAGACUCGUAUUCGCUGGGUCCAGACAACCAAUCGUGCUGACACGAUUUUCACCAAGUUAAAGGAGAUUGUCAAUAGCAGCGUUGGCGCGGUUGAGGAUAGACUGGCCAAAAUACUCGAGCUCCUGAGUGGUCAUCCGCACAGCGCUUCCGAGAAGACUGGUGAUGCCCGUGCUUACGCGGAGGAUAAGAAAGGCAGCGCGUGGUAUUGGUGCCCUCAGAAGGGUGAUGGUGCGAAAGGCAAGGAUUAUGCUGAGUAUGCCAAGAGGAAAGUACAAGGAGCAAGGAUUUGAUGAAAAGGUUGCCGAAAACAUCAAAUGGGGCGAGGAGAAAAAGAAUGAGCUCUAGACGGAAAUGAAGUCAACGAAGUCUCCUGACUGUCAAAACCAUUCUUCGCAUCAAGAAAGUACCUAUGCAGUAGUAACUUUGUAGCAUCAUACACUGUUGUAUUUCUCCAAAUGAAUUAUCAACCUC
This is a messenger RNA of Suillus bovinus, 2116 nucleotides long. RefSeq lists its product as uncharacterized. Lineage: Eukaryota; Fungi; Basidiomycota; Agaricomycetes; Boletales; Suillaceae. The transcript is spliced from 7 exons. The record is from RefSeq and is a predicted model, not a curated record. The coding region runs from base 421 to 1935 and encodes 504 amino acids.